AGUGUAGUUCAUAUCCCGUCCGACAGGGGGCCUAUAAACAUCAACAUUUCCCAGUAUCUAUUUGCUUGAGUUAUGCUGGUUAAAAACCCUGUUUGAGUAUACUCAGUUAGCCAAAAUCUGCUUAAUUUAACAUAGCUGUCGCUUGGUAGUAAUUAUGAACGGUGCUAUGCACGACUCGUCCGGUGUGGUGGAUAUCCAGUUGAAAAGAGGACCAGCUGGAUUAGGGUUCAACAUUGUAGGAGGUGUGGACCAGCAAUUUGUGUCAAAUGACAGUGGAAUCUACGUGGCCAAAAUUAAGGAGAAUGGUGCAGCUGCACUGGAUGGCAGACUACAAGAAGGUGACAAAGUCUUGGCAAUUAAUGGACACAAAUUGGACAACCUAUUGCACAGUGCAGCCGUGGACCUUUUCCGAUCAGCUGGGGAAAAUGUAGAACUACGUGUACAACAGAGGCAUACGAUGCCACUUGUGAAUGGCCCUUCACGCUCCCGACCUGAUAAUGAAGCGUCUUUCUCUGCUCUGGGAUUGCUAGGUAUAACUUUGGCAUCAGUUGUACUCCUCACGUUUGUCUAUAUGCGCCUUCGACCACAAAUGAAGAGGCAUUUUUAAAUCUCAGAAUCCAAGUCAUUCACGAGGAGAGAGGAUCUUUUCCAGUGACAAAGUUCACAUCCCCCCCCCUGCGUUAUAGUGCUACGUUCCAUGGGUAGGACUCACUAGGUAGAACUGGUUAGUGUCCCAGGGACAGCGAUUGAAUACAAAUAGUUAAGAAACAAAUAUUCAAUUCCAAUCUCGGCACGCCCUCCCUUCCCCCAAAUCAAUGACAUGUCAUUUUUCUUUUAUAAAGUCCAAGAUCUAAGAGAGACCCUUUUUCCUGUCAGUUAAGGUUAUUUUUGAAGGUACUGGACAGACAAACAUGAUUUUGUUAGAAACGGUAAUUCAGUAGGUUGUGAUGAAUAUACCACAUGUACCAUGAACCUGCUACAUACUGUAAACACACUAUUUUCCCCCUGGUGUUUCACAUUAACCAAAACGUUUUGGUUCCAUUUUUGUCUGAAUGUUGAUAUGAGUUGGUCUAAUAAACGGUGUACUCUGUAAUUCAUUAUGGCAAAAUGACACUUGCCGAUGUUACCUGAUAAUGAGUUGAGACAACUGCAGUGCAAAUGUAAUUUUAAAAUAGACCAAUUUCAUAUUGAGAUGAUUUUUUUAUUUUUUUUUUAAUGUUUCGUUUUGAAUGGUACUUGUUGCCACCUCCUGAUUGGUUUUGGUGAUUAAGUAUAAAAAUUCUAAAGUUUUGGUAUAUUUUACAGGUUUCACAGUUUGUGUUGCAAUAAGUCAUCCUAGACAUUAAUAUGAUUGAGUUAGCAUAAAGGUUUGAUUCACUUAAAUUAUGUAAUUUAAUGCUGUUGAUAACCUCUUCUGAAUUUGACUUAUGCUUGAUUCACUUUUGGACUUAUUCAAAGGUGUUUUCACUCGCACUGAUGUCGUCUAGAUUCAGUCAAAUGGUAAUGCAGGAGAUCAGUGAUAUUGUAAUAUUGUAGGAACAAAUUGUUUAAAUGUUCAUAAGUACUGAGAGCUGUGUUGUACUUUAAAUAAUUUUGGAGCUGAUCAUUGAACUUCUCAUUUUUAUAAUAUGCAAGGGUUGGCAGUUACACUAUAGCUGAAUUUGCAGUAUAUUAAGUAAUCAGGUCUUAGUUAUGUAAGACCUUAUUACUUGAAUCUUGUAUGAAUGAAUUUACUCUUGUCACAGAUAAAUUCUGUGGUUGCUAUGAUUAUAAAGUGAUGUUUAUGCAGAAGUAAUGCCAAUUAAACUGAGUAGACAUUAAAGCAUUCUUGCACUGAAUAUAAUGAAAGUUAGUGAAUUUUGCCAUGGAAAAAUUACUAGUAAAUGAAAAUGCUUAUCCUUCAAAUUACUAGUAAACAUAAAUCCUCAAAGACCAGACGUAGAAAUAGCAGUGAACGAGACCGGGUUAGCAUUUAUUUUAUACUAUGUUAUACAGCAGAUCUUUCAAAAUCUUUCCUGCACUCGUGUAACUUAUUCAUAAAUUAAAGUUCUGGUGUUGGAGGAAAAAUAUAACUGUAUCUCCAAUCUUGAUAUUCUUUUGGAAAUCUAUUGGACCUGUCAGCUAUAUAGAUCCAGUAAAUAAGACUGUCAUUUGUUUUAUAAAUGUGCUCUUUAAAGAUCAAAGAGCAGGGUUAGGAUAUUGUAUUCGUUGAAAGCUUGUAUAAUUUAAUAAAUCACUUUUUUUUUUACAGCA
Brienomyrus brachyistius is the source of this 2253-nucleotide messenger RNA. It is a transcript of the gene synj2bp, whose product is annotated as synaptojanin 2 binding protein. Gene Ontology annotation, molecular function: protein binding. Lineage: Eukaryota; Metazoa; Chordata; Actinopteri; Osteoglossiformes; Mormyridae. The transcript has 4 exons. The record is from RefSeq and is a predicted model, not a curated record. The coding region runs from base 155 to 607 and encodes 150 amino acids.